Molecule: messenger RNA, 2332 nt
Organism: Quercus robur (English oak)
Lineage: Eukaryota; Viridiplantae; Streptophyta; Magnoliopsida; Fagales; Fagaceae
Product: AT-hook motif nuclear-localized protein 9
Exons: 6
Coding region: 1093-2118 (341 amino acids)
Molecular function (GO): minor groove of adenine-thymine-rich DNA binding
Source: RefSeq, a predicted model, not a curated record
AGCAAAGCAUCAUCGCCCACACAAAACACAAGUAGAAAAGAAGAGAGAGAAAAAGAGAGCUUUUUAUAGUCUUAGAUAGAGAGAAGAGAAGUAAAGAUAAACAGCUUUUUAAAGAGAGAGAAACAUACAGAGAGAGCUCUACCCUAGCCCAAACCAAAAAAAAAAAACUUGCAUUCAUUUCUAUAUGCAAUCCGAUAAGGACUUGUGCUUUCUUUGUUAUAGCUGUCUUAGCAGUAAGUAAGUAUAUCUUUUCUUAUAUUGUUUGUAGAUAUUGUAGCAGUAGUCUUAGCUGUAGCAAAUACUUUUCAGCACAAGUCUUGGCCUCAGACUCAGACUCUCUCAGUGUGUCUUAAAAACAUUUUGCAGAAACUGUUCGACCUUUAGUUUCCUCCUUUGUCACUCUCGAAAACCCACCUCUCAAAAAACUCUCUUUCUUUCUUUCUUGCCUUCAAUUUCCUCAUACAUUCUUCCUCCAAGUUCUAAGCUUUAGAGAGAGAGAGAGAGAGAGAGUAGUGUGUUUGGAAACCUGUUCGAACUUUAACCAAAGAUUUACUACAUGUUGUUGUCUCUUUUUACAUUUUCACAUUUUGUGGCGUUAUCCAAAACCUGGGGCUUCAGCUCAUUAAUGCCAUUGACUUGAACCGACUUUUUGUUCCCCUUUUUGAAAAGAAAAAAAAUUAUUAUUUUUUGGUGGGUGUUGGGUUUGAGAGUUUGAGAGCUGAGCUAGGUGUUCAAGGGUUUGUUAGUUUGGUUUUUGGCUUAGAAGAUGCUUGGUGUUUAAGUUUUUACCAAUGGGUUGGUGAGAAUGGACCUGUUUCAGUCUUCUAUCUUCAACAUGAAGCCUUCUAGCUAGGUUUGGGCAUUUCCUUGUUUAUUCUCAAAUUCGAAAACAACUGGCCUCCUGUUCAUUGAUCACAACUUGGGUCUCAUAGAGUUGUUUCACUUUGUUCUGGGUACACAUUGUGUGUGGAAUUUGGCUUUAUAUUUAACUUUAGAAUAGAGAGGAGGUUUGAAAUUUUACGCUGCGAAUCAUUAUUUGGGGUCAAGGCUGCUUGUAAAAGAUUUUUGAGUAUAAGUAUUUGAAGUAAAUGCAUGGAUCGGAGGGACACUAUGUCGUUAUCCGGUUCGACCUCUUAUUAUAUGUCAAGAGGAAUGGCUGGUUCUGGUCCUGGAACACAGUCUGGGCUACAUGGAUCACCGGGCAUUCGUCCCAUGUCUAGUCCAAAUGUACAAUUUCAGUCGAAUUUAGGAGGGAGUACCAUGGGAUCAACGUUACCAGGAGAGCCUUCAGCUUCAAUUUCACCUCAUAGUGUCAAUGUGGGUGCACCAUCUGUGGUGCCGCAGACUGAGCCUCUCAAGAGGAAAAGGGGAAGACCUCGGAAAUAUGGACCUGAUGGGACUGUGUCAUUGGCAUUGUCUCCCUCGCCGGCUACUCAUGGAGGGACGAAUACAACAACAUCUGCCCAAAAGCGAGGUAGAGGGCGGCCACCGGGGACUGGCAGGAAGCAACAGUUAGCAUCUCUUGGUGAAUGGCUGUCUGGUUCGGCUGGGAUGGGUUUUACUCCACAUAUCAUCACCAUUGCAGUAGGAGAAGACAUUGCAACAAAAAUAAUGUCAUUUUCGCAGCAGGGGCCAAGAGCUAUAUGCAUCCUGUCAGCCAAUGGUGCUGUCUCCACCGUGACUCUUCGUCAGCCUUCAACGUCUGGUGGCACUGUCACAUACGAGGGCCGUUUCGAGAUAUUAUGUUUGUCUGGCUCUUACUUGCUCACAGAAAGUAGUGGCUCCCGCAAUCGAACUGGUGGUCUAAGUGUCUCCCUUGCCAGUCCUGAUGGUCGUGUCAUUGGUGGAGGAGUUGGGGGAAUGCUCAUUGCGGCAAGUCCAGUUCAGGUGAUUGUGGGGAGCUUCAUAUGGGGUGGUUCAAAGACAAAAAACAAGAAAAAGGAGGCUUCAGAAGGUGCCAUAGACUCAGAGCAUCAGACAGUUGACAAUCCAGAUGCACAAACUAGCAUUCCACCAACUCAAAAUCUCAGUCCAAUCUCUUCAAUGGGUGUUUGGCCAGCAUCACGGGCAAUGGAUAUGCGUAAUGCUCAUGUUGACAUUGAUUUGAUGCGGGGGUGACAAUUUUUAUCAAUAGAUGAACGAGCGUUGUAUAUAAAUUUCACCUUCAUGGCCACUUGAAUCUAAUUCUCUUGAUGUACCAAUGACAGAAAGCCAGUUGAUCUUGGCUUUGACAACUCACUUCAUUUACCCAUCAUAGACGAUGGGGUUGUACUCAUAUUUUUGUAGCCUUAUGGAAAUUUAGUUUGAAUUUGAUGUUCAUGAUUUCUACUAA